AUGCGUCGAUACCGUCCCGCCACGACGGGGUACGAACGCCUGGCCCAGGCAGACCUCAGCGACGAUUCCGACAACGACCUACUUGCCGAAUCGACUGCCUCUCUCCAGCCCUUAUCCGCACCACGACAUGCUCCCCUAUCACAGCCUCGCCAUCACUCAAGUGUCACCAGCCCCAAGCUUGAUCCCUCGAGACCCAAGUUUCGCCGCCGUCUGGGGAGCAAUGGCGGUGUUGACAUCAAAGCCAUCAAUGCCCGACUCGAACGCUGGGCCGAAGAGAUUGCGGCAAAAUUCAAGCGCAAGGGCAGGCACAGUUUGGGGGAAGAGGAACGGCUGGAAAUUCACCACUCCGUCUUCCAACCUCCGGAGGGCGUACGACCCAUAUCUGCAGAGGCACUGGCCGAGCCACAAGUCACUGCCAUGACCAAGGCUGAGUUUGAUGCCGUCAUCGAAAGCGUACGGCAAGCGAUUCGACAGGAAGUCCACCCCAGUAUGAUCUCACAAGGCAGCUCUGGCAGCUACUUUGCUCGCGACCCUGAUGGCAAGAUUGUUGGGGUGUUCAAACCAAAGGAUGAAGAGCCAUACGCCGCGGGAAAUCCCAAAUGGAACAAAUGGAUACAUCGGAAUUUGUUUCCCUGCUUCUUCGGACGAGCCUGCCUCAUUCCCAACCUCUCCUACGUUAGUGAAGCCGCGGCCUAUGUGCUCGAUUAUCAACUGCGGACGCAUCUAGUUCCCUACACAGACGUCGUCUGGCUCUCAUCCAAAUCUUUCCACUAUCCCUAUUGGGACCGACGGAGCUUUCAGAAGAAGAAGAAGCCUCUCCCUGCCAAGCCCGGCAGUUUCCAGGUCUUUCUCAAGGGGUUCAAGGAUGCUAACGUCUUCCUACGGGAGAAUCCCUGGCCGGAUCAAUACUGGGCAGGUUUCCGAUCCACCGAUGCCAAUCGACAAAGGAGAAAGCGCUGGACAGAAAGUUGUCGGCCUUCUUCCUCCGCGGCAGCUGACGAUGCGGCCUCCAGUGAUGAGGAUGAGGAGGAACGCAUCGGCGGUCGGAGCGAUACGCCUCCGGGGACCAACAAGUUCGUCUGGACGGAACAGUUGAAGCAGUCUUUCCGAGAAGAGCUGGAGAAGCUCGUAAUUCUGGAUUAUAUCAUGCGGAAUACCGACCGUGGCCUCGACAACUGGAUGGUCAAGGUUGACUGGGAAACAAACACAGUCUCGUUGGCGUCGGAUCCUAUCCAGAUCAACAUGGAACCCGUCACGGAAGAAGACGAAGAAGGCGUCAAUGUUCGACCAAUCGAUGCUUCAGAGAUGCCACCUCAGCCUACCCGGGCCUCGUACCCUUACAAACGCCAGAAGCCCAUGAAGGCAUCCUCGCCGCGCAGCAAGACUGAGCCAAACAUCGCCAUUGGCGCCAUUGACAACUCGCUCUCAUGGCCAUGGAAACAUCCCGAUGCGUGGCGCAGUUUCCCAUUUGGCUGGCUCUUUCUUCCGGUUGAUCUCAUUGGCCGGCCCUUCUCACAAAAGACUCGGGAUCACUUCUUGCCUCUACUGACAUCCACAGCAUGGUGGAGUGAGACGCAAAUGGCGCUUAAGAGGGUGUUCCAGAUGGACGAAGACUUCAAGGAGCGCAUGUUUGCCAAGCAGAUUGCGGUCAUGAAGGGCCAAGCCUGGAAUGUCGUGGAGGCGCUCAAGACCCCCGAUCAUGGCCCGCUGGAGCUGACCCGGCGGGCCAAGGUUUGUGUAUGGGAUGAUUACGUCGAUGUGCCUGUUGCCGUGCCCAUGAGGAUGACUUCCUCGGAGAUGCGUCGUAGCACGGCCCAGCGGCAAUCAUUGGAUGAGGCAGAUAUCACGGGCUUCGCCCCGACCAGUCGGGUGCCCGUUGACGAUCUCCUUGGCUUUGCCUCAGCACCGGCAGAGAUGCCCCGAUCCGGUAGGUUCGAGACGGCGAGUCCGCCCGAGGAUCCUUUCAUGGUCCCCGAUGAAUCGUCCACAAACAGUUCCGGAGCUUCUGCCCCAACUGGGACAACGACGGAAGCCCAGUCUCAAUCCAGUAGAGGCUACCAAGGCCCGUCCCGCGCGCUCAACAUAUACGAGCCGGAGCGCCAUCAGGGCCAGAACCAAAAGCAUCAGCGACGAUACUCGUAUGCCACCCCUGCCACGCGACAGCACAGCAAUAGCAUAGCGCAGCAGCUUUACGGGGACAUUUCCUACGGCGCCGACGAUGAUGACCUCGAAGGGGAUCUCGGCUAUGCCGCCGCGGAAGGACAGAUGGGACAUCAUCGAAAGGUCAUUGUGGAGCGCCUCGAAGCCGUGAAAAGCAGGAACCCUGUCUUCACAUGGUGUUAA
Trichoderma reesei QM6a is the source of this 2343-nucleotide messenger RNA. RefSeq lists its product as uncharacterized. The record is from RefSeq and is a predicted model, not a curated record. Gene Ontology annotation, biological process: endosome organization; Golgi organization; phosphatidylinositol phosphate biosynthetic process. The transcript is spliced from 3 exons. Gene Ontology annotation, cellular component: fungal-type vacuole membrane; plasma membrane; endosome. Lineage: Eukaryota; Fungi; Ascomycota; Sordariomycetes; Hypocreales; Hypocreaceae. Gene Ontology annotation, molecular function: 1-phosphatidylinositol 4-kinase activity. Bases 1 to 2343 code for a protein of 780 amino acids.